This is a messenger RNA of Photinus pyralis (common eastern firefly), 3019 nucleotides long. RefSeq names its product exosome complex exonuclease RRP44 (gene Dis3). The coding region runs from base 79 to 2955 and encodes 958 amino acids. NCBI's taxonomy places the organism in Eukaryota, Metazoa, Arthropoda, Insecta, Coleoptera, Lampyridae. Gene Ontology annotation, molecular function: RNA binding; endonuclease activity; 3'-5'-RNA exonuclease activity. Gene Ontology annotation, cellular component: nuclear exosome (RNase complex); cytoplasmic exosome (RNase complex). The transcript has 11 exons. The record is from RefSeq and is a predicted model, not a curated record. Gene Ontology annotation, biological process: rRNA catabolic process.
CCGUUGUUACCACAGAUCACUGGAAUUCUAACCUUCAAAAUAAAACAUUACCACACGUUUUAAAUUUGUAAAAGUAUAAUGUUAACUACAAAAAUAUUUAUAAGAAAAAAUAGAGCUGGUAACUUCCUGAAGAACAUUCGUGAGCAUUAUUUACGAGAUGAUAUUCACUGCGGAAUCAGCAAUUGCCAUGAUUGCCCACCGAACUCCAACAUCUCACCUGCAACUCAUGAAAAUAAAUGUUCGCUGUACAACUUUAAUCACUAUCUAGUAUUAGAUACGAACGUAAUUUUGCAUCAAAUGGAUCUCCUCGAGGAGGAUGCUAUGUGCAAUGUAAUUAUUUUAAACACUGUACUCGAAGAGGUGAAACAUCGUAAUUUACCCAUUUAUAAGCGUUUAAAUAACAUUAUGGAGAAUACGGACAGAAAUUUUUAUUUAUUUCCGAACAAUUUUCAUAUAGAGUGUUACAUAGCUCAGGACAAAUUGGAAGUGAUUAACGAUUACAAUGAUCGUUGCAUUCGUAGAGCGUGCACAUGGUAUAUGCAACAUGUGCCGGACGCCAAAUUUGUUUUAUUAACUGACGACGUUGCUAAUAGGCAACUUGCCGCAGAAGAGAAUAUUUAUUGUUGUUCUGUAGAGAAUUAUGUUGCUCAUUUGGAGAAUUGCGGGAGUCUUCAGGAUAAAUUAGCGCAUCAUGAUGGUCACUCUAUUAGUAAAAGUGACGAUAUUUUUCCACCACAUUUAACUACUCUUGAGAUCCACAAAGGAAUUAAGGAGAAUAAACUGUAUCAAGGGGUGUACCACGCUUCACGCGAUAAUUUCCUUGAAGGGUAUGUAGUUGUCGAAGAGUCUGAUGGAACUCCGAUGCAGAUUAUCGUACAGGGCAGAGUGGGUCAAAAUCGUGCAGUGCAAGGCGAUGUCGUUGCCGUCGAACUGUUUAACGUUAAAGAAUGGACGGCGCCAAGCGAUUUAGUGUUCGAGGAUGAGGGGCUCGUCGAGUCCGGUGUUGACGAGGUUUUGCGGAAAGAGGCAGAGCUGAACGUCGGUAAAGGUAAAAAAGAGGCGGAAGACCGCAAGCCAACGGGCCGAGUUGUUGGUGUGAUUCGUAGAAAGUGGCGGCAGUAUUGCGGAAUUUUACAGCAGGAUGGCGACGCUUCCGGUCUUUAUCAAUUGUUUGUACCGGCAGAGAAAAGGGUGCCCAAAAUUCGCAUUCAAACGAGACAAGGUGUAUUUUUGAGAACUCAAAAGAUUGUUGUGACAAUUGAUUUGUGGCCUCGACAUUCUCGUUACCCAGAAGGACACUUUGUACGUGCUCUUGGAGCAAUUGGCGAUCAGGCGACCGAAAACGAGGUAGUUCUUUUAGAACAUGAGGUACCUCACAAUCAAUUUUCGGAGCAAGUGCUGAAGUGUUUACCGAAGCUACCUUGGAUUAUUACAGAUGCGGACGUCGAAGCCCGAGUUGACUUACGAGACAUUGACAUUUGUUCUGUGGAUCCACCGGGCUGUACCGAUAUUGACGAUGCUUUACACUGUCGACCUUUAACCAAAGAUACGUUCGAGGUAGGCGUUCAUAUUGCGGAUGUUUCUCAUUUUAUUCGACCCGGUACUGCCCUCGAUGUAGAAGCCGCAAAUCGUGCGACGACAGUUUACUUGGUGAAUAAAAGGAUUGAUAUGGUUCCCGAGUUACUUAGUUCAAAUCUGUGUUCGUUGAGAGGAGGCGAGGAACGGUUUGCAUUCUCCUGCAUUUGGGAGAUAGACAAGAAUGCUAAAAUUCUCAACGUGCGGUGUCACAAAAGUAUUAUUCGAUCUCGCAAGGCAAUGACUUACGAAGAAGCUCAGAUCACAAUUGACGACAAAACUAAAAACGAUUCAAUCGCCAUUUCACUGAGGAACUUAAAUAUGCUUGCGAAAAUAUUGAAAAGAAAACGCUUAGAGAAUGGAGCACUGGUGUUGGCAUCUCCCGAAGUUAAAAUUCAUAUGGACUCUGAAACUAUGGAACCCUUAGAUGUCGAGGUGAAAAAGUUGUUUGAAACAAAUUCAAUGGUGGAGGAAUUUAUGCUGCUUGCCAACAUAAGUGUCGCGGAAAUUAUACUGGAGGCUUUUCCAGAUUGUGCAAUGUUGCGACGACAUCCUGAGCCUCCGGUCAGCAAUUUUGAUCCAUUGAUUAAAGUUGGAAAAAACUUGGGAUUCGAUAUCAAAGUGGAUACAGGAAAGCAUUUGGCAGAGUCACUAGAUGAAGCCGUUAACGCAAACAAUCCUUAUAUUAAUACAAUGCUGAGGAUACUGGCCACUCGUUGCAUGAUGCAAGCCGUCUACUUCCCCAGCGGCAUAUAUGAAAAAAGUAACUUUUUUCAUUAUGGCCUGGCUGUCCCUUUGUACACCCAUUUUACAUCGCCUAUCCGACGAUAUGCCGAUAUUAUAGUUCAUAGGCUCCUCGCUGUUACGGUCGGUUCGGAUGCGACCUAUCCCGAUUUAUUAGAUAAGCAGAAAAGCAAACUAUUGUGUAAUAAUCUCAACUAUCGAAAUCGAAUGGCGCAAUAUGCGGGGAGAGCGUCAGUUGCAUUUAACACUCAUUUAUUUUUUCGAAAUAAGGUGCAAGAUGAAGAAGGUUAUAUAUUAUGCAUAAGGAAAAACGCAGUUCAGAUUUUAAUACCCCGGUAUGGUCUAGAGUGUACUCUUUAUUUAGCCGAAAAAGGACAAUCUUCCGCAUAUUUUCAAUACGAUGUUGAAGAGCAAACACAAAAAUGUGGAGACAUUACACUUCACGCAUUUGAUCCGGUCACAGUCCGCUUAUCAUUAGAUUCGAGUAAUGUACAACACGAGAAGUUUGUCUUGAAGUUGGUCCAUCCCUACAUUGAAGGGUUUAGCUUACCUCCGUUGAAUGUGCCGUCCAAGCGAAAAGGUGACAGUAAGAAUAAAAACAAAUCGCACGAGAAGAGAAAGAAGCAACUUCAUUAAUUUUAUUUUUUCUUUUGUAAUUUGAUAUCGAAAUGUUUUGAAUUAAAAGAGGUCUUUUAAUGUC